AUGAAAUGGUUGUUUAUAUUUCGAAAGCUUUACCUAUGGGACAUUUUCAAAGAUUGCAUUUGUGGCCACAAACAGACACAUGAUAUUUACAAGGGCGAAGUGGCAACCAUGCAAGACUCACCAAAAUUCACAUCUGGGGACUACCCUGUAGCUUCCCAAAAGUAUGGCCAGAAAGGGGAAAAGAUGCUAACUGAUUAUCCAUCAGGGAGAGAGAUAGACUCCCAUAUGUUGAAAGAGCAAGUGCAUAUUUUGGGAGAGAUUUGCAAAACGAGUCAUCUGUUUGGUUUGCUGAUUCCAUUGCUUUUGGUCAUCAACAUCAGAUGUAGCAUCAACACUACACCAAGAACUGCUCCAUGCCCAGUCAUAAAGGUUAUAGAUGCUUGUGCUAAAAGAAACUUGGGUCAUUUUAUAAAUCACAACUUUCAACCAAAUUGUCACCCUGAAGCCUUUCAAAGUUCCUGCAUCAGGUUAUUCUUUUUAGAAAGGAAAUUGUCAAAGGAGAAUUUAGUCAUGGCUUCUUUUUAAUGUUGUACAUGUUUUGUUUUCUAUAAUAAGUACUAUGAAAUAUUAGCAAUGUGUUACAUUUACUUACUAUUG
Molecule: messenger RNA, 597 nt
Organism: Lactuca saligna
Lineage: Eukaryota; Viridiplantae; Streptophyta; Magnoliopsida; Asterales; Asteraceae
Source: the annotation of a GenBank genome assembly